Symbiodinium necroappetens is the source of this 1877-nucleotide messenger RNA. NCBI's taxonomy places the organism in Eukaryota, Dinophyceae, Suessiales, Symbiodiniaceae. The record is from the annotation of a GenBank genome assembly.
GCAGGAUUGCUUUGGCCGCAUUGGUUGCUUCAGAUUUGAUUGCGGACAUCAUCGAGGCCAGAAAGUUGAUCCCUUCUAUCACCAGCAGCUUCGAAAAGUACACAGGAGAUGAGCCAGAUGGCUUCGUGAAGGUUUACGUUGAUGAUACUUUCAAGUACUCCACGCAUGCCAUCAACAACAACCGAAGCCCCAAGUGGAACGACCCGCAGACAUUCGACAUUGUCGCAGACCUUUCCAUGAUCCGGGUGCAUGUCUUCGACUUGGAUGGCGAGCCGGGCUCCAACCUCGAGGAUCCCAUUGGCUUCGUGGAGUUCUGCAUUGCAGACAUUCCCUUCGAUGAGGAAAUUGAUGGAUGGUUCGAGCUGCGAUUCCCGAACAACCUCCAGGGCAUCAACACCGAUCGUUACUUUGAGCACAUGCAUAUGCGUGAGGAAGAGAAACGGCAAUCUCGGCCGACGGAGCCUCCGCAGAAGGCAAAGGGCAACGCUCAGGAAAAUCCUGAGCUUGAAGAUUCUGACGUUUACAUGCAGAGCGUUGCAAAAGUCCGAAGCGGAAUGAUGGGCCGGGCACUGAAGAGACUCAACUUUAUGGCUGGCACGGGGGACAACGAAAACCCGGCGAGCGAUGAACAGUACAAUGCCGGCGAGAUUCACCUGAAGCUGCGCCUCAAGCGCGUCGUGAGCGACAACACAGCUUUAUUUGCGAAGGCCUUGGUGCCGUCCUACAUGACAUAUGCAACCUUCAUCCAGGAGGAGUUUCUGCCCAAGCUCGAUCUACAGGAGUUGCUGGAUGAUGCUAUGGACAUCAAGAUCGAGGUCGUUGAUGACAUGCUCUUUGCAGUCUUUGCCUUCUUCAGUUAUGUUCUGGCUUGGCGUUCCUGGCUACUGUCUGGCUUGCUCUUUGUCUCUGUUGUGUCUGGCGCCAAAUCGUCAGUGCUGGCAUAUGGCUUUUUCCACCUCUGGCUCGCCUUGGUGAUGAUUCUGCUAAAGUUCCCCACGUGGCGAUAUUCCAUGACCACAAAUGGCAUGAACGCUCCCCUGAAUCAGGAGGGGCUGGUUCAAGUCGCGAAGUUCAACUCCACGGACGAGAUGCACGUCUACCUGAUCCGUAUGGUCCAGGCCAAUUGCGGCACCAUCUCCGAAGCCGGCUGGCAGGAAUUGGUUCACUUUGCCGGAACCGUCGUACAAGGAGACGGAGAUGUCGACGUCACGUAUGAUGACCUUUUGAAGGCGCUGAAAGACCUGUGGUUCCUGGAUUUCCCAACAGGAAAUCCGAUUGAAGUUGGUUCCUUGGUUCGCGUGAAUGAUCGACGGCGUGGAACAGUGACCAAAGUCCAUCAUGACGACAAGGUAGACGUGGACUACGACGAGCCGACGAAAACCGACCCCACUGACAUGAGUGUGAAGAAGGCCCAUGCGAAGGAUGUGGCCGUGCGGCCCUACGCCCCUGGCAUCCCACGGAUGCUGGUGCCAAAAUCCUUGCGGGGACUUGUGACAUCGAUCCAGUUCCAGGUGGAAUCCGUCAAGAAGGCCCUCCUCCCAGCCACCGAAGCGCUGCGCGCCUUCUUCGUGUGGAAGCGCCCAGUGAAGAUGAGCUUGCUCAUCAUAUACCUGGUCUUCCGUUCCUACGUGUCUUUCUAUGCCUACUUUUUCGACAAGAGCUGGUGCCAUGUAGCCAUUGUCAUCAUGACAUGGCUGCGAAAUGCAGUAUUUGCAAUACUUGUCCUCAUUGUGCUUUUCGGACAAGCGAGGCUAUGGAAGGUACUUCGCGCGAUUGGCCUGAUGGCUGCAGGGAAAUGCUGCGACCGGCGCCAGGCACCGGACAAGUGGAAGUUCUACAAGCAUGCAACGGAGCCGUACCUGAAGAAGACCCAAUGA